Messenger RNA from Gopherus flavomarginatus (Mexican gopher tortoise), 1595 nucleotides. Its product is annotated as astacin-like metalloendopeptidase. The transcript is spliced from 12 exons. Lineage: Eukaryota; Metazoa; Chordata; Testudines; Testudinidae. Bases 119 to 1297 code for a protein of 392 amino acids. Gene Ontology annotation, biological process: proteolysis. The record is from RefSeq and is a predicted model, not a curated record. Gene Ontology annotation, molecular function: zinc ion binding; metalloendopeptidase activity.
UGGAAAAUGGACACUUGCAGGUGCAAAACAGCCAUAGAUCAUAGACAGCACAGCUCUGCAGCAACUUGGUCAGAGGGUAAUGUGUGGUUAGGUGAACAGGUUACAGUUCUCUUGCUGGAUGGAACGCAAUGGACAUGCUGGUGCAAAUGUUACUGUUUAUCCUACGAAGAGUGAAGUGACCCCUUCUAGUGACAUUUUACAGUCCACUCAAGAAGCUGAGCUGGCUACAGAGACAGACACACAGGAAGACGUUUUUAACCGAAUUUUGAAAGCUAAUGCAGACACCACCCAGCGCUUGCGAGAAGGUGACAUUGUUGUGACAAAGAGCCGAAGUGCUAUUGGCUGUUCGGAUCACUCAUGUUUUUGGCCCCAAUCCAGCGAUGGCAUUGUCCGUGUCCCCUAUGUCUUCUCCCCCGACUAUGAUGAGGCACAAAUACGGUGGAUUAGUGAAGCCAUGGCAGAGUUUGAAAUUCUAACUUGUAUUGAUUUUGUGAAUCACACAACAGAAUCUGACUAUCUAAGUAUUAAGUCAGGAAAAGGCUGCUGGUCCCACUAUGGAAAGAUUGGAGGUGGCCAGAUUCUGUCUCUGAUGAAGAAAGGCUGCAUGUGGAAAGGGGUAAUUCAGCAUGAACUGAACCAUGCACUGGGCUUUCUACAUGAACAGAGUCGAAGUGACAGAGACAGUUAUGUAAAGAUUAUGUGGGAGUAUAUUAGUGCAGGUAAUAAAGGCAACUUUAAAAAAUCUGAGAAUUCCAACAACCUAGGCCUUCAAUAUGACUAUUCCUCAGUGAUGCACUAUGGCACAAAUGCUUUCUCUAAUACCCCUGGAAGAGCAACUAUUAUACCAAUUCCUGAUGCAUCUGUACCUAUUGGCCAGAGAUAUGGACUGAGUAACCUGGAUGUGGCCAAAAUCAACAAGCUCUAUAACUGCAAUCGCUGCAGCAUCAUCCUUGAUAGCCCAUUUGGGUCACUGAGCUCUGACAACCACGCGUCAAAAUACUCAAGCAAUGCUACCUGUUUCUGGCUCAUCCGAAUCCCAUCCAAACGGGUUUCUCUGCAGUUUGAUGCCUUUAGUCUGAAGUCCUCCACAGACUGUAAAACUGAAUAUGUUAAAAUAUAUGAUGGGGUCAGCCAGUCUUCUGAGGUUCUACUGGACAAGACUUGUGGGACAAAGAGUCCCCCAGUUGUAACAGCUUCUGGUAGAACUAUGCUUGUGGAGUUUGUCAGGGGUGGCACUGGUGCAGCCACUGGAUUCAAGAUCUCCUACUCCUCUGUAAAGACACCACGCACCACAUGAAAGGAUCAGCAUAUGAGACAGAAGAAAAGAGCCUAUUCUGUGAAAAUCUAAAUUAUGCUUUUUCUACUUUGCUUCCUUUUCUUGCUAUGAUCAAAAGGAAAUUUUAAUUCUGUUAUGAAUCAAAGUCUCCAGCUUCUGUAGCAAGUGUGCUCCCUGAUUCAGGUAUAAAUGGGAUCCCCUUGUGUCAUAUGAUAUCUGUCCUCGACAAGGGUGUAGAAAGUUAUUGUCUGCAUGGUUAAGUUAUUUUCUCUUUUUAUUUAACUAACAGCAUUUUAAUAAAAUCUUCAUUUAAAAAAUA